Messenger RNA from Talaromyces proteolyticus, 3208 nucleotides. RefSeq lists its product as uncharacterized. The transcript has 5 exons. Gene Ontology annotation, molecular function: ATP binding; protein serine/threonine kinase activity. Gene Ontology annotation, biological process: protein phosphorylation; mitotic DNA damage checkpoint signaling. The coding region runs from base 182 to 3043 and encodes 953 amino acids. The record is from RefSeq and is a predicted model, not a curated record. NCBI's taxonomy places the organism in Eukaryota, Fungi, Ascomycota, Eurotiomycetes, Eurotiales, Trichocomaceae. Gene Ontology annotation, cellular component: cytoplasm; nucleus.
UUUGUGUGGUUCAAAAUCGGCAAUACAAAGAGGCGUUUUCACUUGAGUAGCAUCUGAUUGUACUUAGCGCCAGCUGUGUAGCGCCCCGCGCCACGUUUCUCAGAUCUCUGACCCUGCCUCGUGUCACCCAUCCAAACUACUAUACGAUGCAACAAAGCCUGAAACCGGCGUCGGCGUCGGGAUGGCAGCCGACACCUACGACAACCUAUGUCAUGAGAUAUACGGGCGACUGUACUCGCAGUUGGAGAGAAGAGAUGAAGAAAGAUACCGGUUUGCACCCAAAGGAACCGUCAAGGGCGUGCUGCACCCAGACAUCCUCAUGCGUUUCUUCCAGAGUUUGCUUUUACCUGGACAGACUGCAAUGGACCAGUUCAAUUUGACUGAAAAUGAUCUUGUUGUAAGGGUGGAUGAAAGAAAGCUUUACGAUUACCUGGCCAUUCUAAUAUUUGGGGCCUGCCGCAUCCAGGCAGCAAGAACAUUUACCAUAGCGCUUGUCGCCGUCCAUGAAUGGCCGGUUGUGAGCAGCAGAGGGGAGAAAUUUCAUUAUCUACCGACCGACCGGAAAGAACUUCUCGAGCUGUUUCAUGACGAUGUCACUGUUGAUAAAUUCUGUAUUGCGCAACCAUGUUUCUGCCCUGUGGUAAUUCGGAAGAGGAUGGAGGUCAGCAUCAAAAACCUAGAGGCACAGCGUCUGCCUUAUUUAGAAGAGCAACUGCUUUCCCAGGGGUCCUUUGGUACGGUAUACAAAGUCAAGAUAGCCAAAGGUCAUUUUUACAAUCCUCGAGACAGGACAGCAAAUCUCAACCAUGAGGAAUUGGCGCGUAAAGACUAUCGCAUUAGUCCGGAGUUCCGAGCCCAAGAAGAACGCGAGAUUAUGGAGAAGAUUCUUAAUAGUUCUUCUCAUAAGUGCAGAAAUAUUCUCUAUAAUUAUGGUAGCCUUGAUAUCAGUCCGACGACAUAUAGCUUGUUCAUGCCUCUUGCUAUUUGUGAUCUCAAGGCAUAUAUGACAGAGUACCAUCGGACCAAGCCAAAUACUACCAUGGAAAAGGCAAAAAUUAUUCAGUCAGCCAAGGGACUUGCAGGGGCUCUCAAUUUUCUUCAUAACGAGAUGAAAACUGCCGACAUGGAGGAGCUAGUUUGUUAUCACAUGGACCUCAAACCAAGCAACAUCCUAAUAUUCAGGGAGGAAAGCAACAAUGAAACAAAUUAUGUUUGGAAACUAAGCGACUUCGGAAUGGCUCGUGUCAAGAUCCGCCAUCGGGACCACAACAGUAUGAAAGAAAAGGAUUUCAACAGCGUGUUUAUUCCUCGUCCAAAGCCGCACGAACCAUCUUCGUCGCUUACGAUAAGCCGACAUGGAGAAGGUACAUAUUUGGCUCCGGAGUCUGUCUCAUCAAGACCCAGCAUGAACAGAGAAAGCGAUGUAUGGUCUCUCGGAUGCGUUAUCAGCGUUGUAUUUGCAUACUUAGAGGAGGGCGGAGAUGGCGUGACUCGUUACCAAGACGCCAGAGUGAACCAUCCUCAUGCAGAUGGCUAUGAUCGAUUUUUCCUGCGUAACACGAAUUUUACUCCUCUUAAAGUCCAUCCAGUUAUCAGCAAAUGGCAUUCUUUUCUCAUCGAACGAGCAGAGCAACGACACCCUGAGGAAGGGGCGGUUGUGAAAUUUAUGUUGAGAUACCUCGAAAGCUCGGUCUUUGAAGUCAAGCAGACAAAAAGACACGGUGUUAAGGAAGUAGAAUCAAUGUUACUCGAAACCUACAAAAAGUAUAACAAAUUGGAAAGGGAUGAUCCAGAUCCUGGCAGACGACCAGUACCUCCGAGCCCAAAGCUGUGGCAUAGAAUCCGGCCGAGAUCUGCACGCUCGGCCGAUCGACAGGUUGAUGUUUGGAAUCUAUCUCCUCUUGAACCUUUCAAGGGUUGCCAAAUUUCCCCUAAUGGGACGUACGUUGCGUACUGGACUGACAUUAAGAUCUCACUCUACACCUCGCACUCAGUAUCUCUUCAGAAUCAAAACUUGGUGAAACCGGCGGCAGAGUAUUCACUUGAAUCGGAAUACAUGAAUUGUAUCUGGAAAGAAAUCGCUUUGACACAGAGAUACUUGGUAGCAUCAACAACAGGAGCAAAUUUUCAGUGUUAUAUAUUCGACCUUGAAGCUGGAAGGUCAGUCGACCCCAGUCUCAAUUAUUGGUAUAAAGUUUCCUUAUUUCACCCUGAGAUUAGCAAACUUGCUAUAUCACCGGACAGUAAAGCACUUGCAUGUGUUUUGCGUGAUAAAGAAGAAGGCGAAAAUAAGAGUUCAUUGUUUCUCGCUCCCAUGUCCGAGCUGAUCCGGAUAGGCAAAAAACUACAAGAACCGCCAAUUGAUGAAACCUCAUCCAGUGAACUCAGCAGUGGCGAUUCUAGGAUGUCUAACAGUGAUCCGUGGUCGUUAGGGAAAUUGGAUUGGCCUGCGACAAAUAUUACGCACUUUUCUUUCUCGACUACAGAGGAAAUUUACAUGGUCGUUCGCCCUGAGCUUACGGUCAGAAGCAUUGAACACAGAAUUUCUAUUUUAUAUCUUAACCUGCCCACAAGGAAGCUUUACCCUUUAGAUAUAAGAUCACUACUUGACACCAACAUCGCAGCAGCUCUCUUUACCACGUUCGCGCCCUUUCGUCAACAAGCAGCAACCUGCGCUGUUGUCACCAGAGAAAAGCAACUUUAUAUUAGAAACAUCAUUGAAAAUGACCCCUCUGCUGCCAUUGAGAAAAAAAUAAAGAACUAUAGGGUGCUAAGAUUGAUUAUGGGCUGGCGAGAUGAGAAGAUUUUAGCUUUGGGAACGCCAUCGGCGAGCCAUAAGAUGUUCCUGCUUGAGAUGACAGUGCCUCGAUCUGAAAAUGACAGCGUUUCAGUAACGGAAUUGACACAGAUUCCGGGCCUUUCAUAUGACGACGAGUUUAUCGAAAUGCUCUCUGAUGAGAGUGGAGAAAAGUAUGUCCUUAUCGCCGCAUUGGCAGGGGCAAAACAGAGCACCAUCUACAAAGUACACCUUCCCGGGGUCUAAGAGAGACAAAUGAAACCACAGAGAGGAAUAUUGCAGGAAUGAAGUUGUCGGUUCUAUCUAUCAAGCUGGCGACUCUUUCUGGCCGAAAUCGGCGCUGGUUUGGUUUGACGUCAACCUCCGCGUCAUAAACCUCAAAUUCCAGUCCGUGGGAACGUUCACUCGAGG